CAGGUGGCAUGGAAUCUAAUAAGAGGUCCUACACCUGGCAUAUUUUUAAUUUUGUUAAAGUGAUUAUGUGUCAUUUUACACUUUGCCAUUUCAAAUUCCCCCUUAGAAAAUUAGGGUUCUGAACAUAGAUGAAGAUGACCUCAGGGAAGACGAAGAUGAAGACGAAGAUGAAGAUGACCGCAGUGAAGACGAAUAUGAAGAUGAAGACGACCGCAGUGAAGACGAAGAUGAAGACAACCUCAGCGAAUACGAAGAAGCGAUCCAGCUCAGUGAAGACGAGCUCAGUGAAGUGUCCAAAGUCCGAGGAUUCACAACACUUUAGUGUUACACUCCACCAUGGGGGUGAAUUUUACAGGGUUUCUGAAGAAGAAAUUAUAUACAGAGGGGGUAUGGAUACGACAGUUAAUGGGAUACAUGUUUCAAAUUGGAACAUGGAUAACAUUGAGAAGUUGUUGAGUAGGUUAGGGUAUAAGGCUGAUUGUGUUAGGGUAUGGACAAAAGUUUUAGAAAUUCAAGAUGGUUUUUUUCUGAUUAGGAAAGAUGAUGAUGCUGUUGAUGAUGUUGCUCUAUACUUAAGUGUUAUGAAUGUGAAAGGAGAUUUGUAUGUUGAACAUAGUACUGGGAACAUGGACCCUGCUGAUAGGGAACCUAAAUGUGUGAAUGAUGAUGACCACCCCCCUGAUAAUGGAAUUGUUCGGUUAGAUGAGGAGAAGGUAGAGGGGUUAGAUGACAGUGAAGAUGAAAGAGCUACUGCUUACUUUGAUGGUUUUGAAGGAAUAGACGUUACUAAGCCUAUUAGGGAGGAGUUUGAUGGUUUUGAAGGAAUAGAUGUUACUAAGCCUAUUAGGGAGGAGUUUGAUGGUUUUGAAGGAAUAGAUGUUACUAAGCCUAUUAGGGAGGAGCCCAAUAACAGUAAGGAGGAGCCCAUUAACAGUAAGGAGGAGCCCAAUAACAGUAAGGAGGAGCCCAAUAACAGUAUGGAUUCAGAUGAUGUAUACUAUAGUGAUGAGUUGAAUAGUUCUGACCCAGAUGAUUCUUGUGAUGAAGAAAGGCCCAAGUAUGCUAGGUUUAGGAAAGAGCAUCUAAACAAAGACUUUAUAUUCAAGUGGGGUAUGGAAUUCAACACACUUGAUGACUUUAGGGCAGCUAUCCGUGAGUGGUCAGUGCUUAAUGGGAGGGAAAUUUCUUUUGUGAAAAAUGAGGGAGAUAGGGUAAGGGUGGUGUGUAAGCAUAAAUGUGGGUUUUUAGUCUUAUGCUCUAAGGUGGGCCACAAGGAGACUUUUGCUAUAAAAACACUUGUACAUAAGCACACAUGUGCUAGGGUUUUGAACAACAAGUCUGCUAGCUCAAAGUGGGUGGCCAAGCAUGUGGUAAAGAGGAUGCAAACUUCUGAUACAGUCAGGAUAAGAGACAUCAUCCAAGAUAUGAGGCAAACAUAUUCUGUGGGUAUUACUGUUGCAAAAGCAUGGAGGGCUAAGCUAAUUGCCAAGAAGAUAAUUGAAGGUGAUGCUGACAAUCAGUAUGCUUCCAUAUGGAGGUAUGCAGAAGAACUAAGAAGGGUAAACCAUGGCAACACUGUGAAGAUAAAUGUAGAAAGACCUAGUCCAUCCAUACAACCAAGGUUUCGGUCAUUUUAUUUCUGUUUUGAUGGCUGUAAGAAAGGCUUUAUUCAUGGAUGCAGACCAUUUGUGGGGGUUGAUGGAUGUCACUUAAAGACCAAGUAUGGUGGACAGUUACUUAUUGCUGUAGGCAGGGAUGCUAAUGAUCAAUACUUCCCUUUGGCAUUUGGUGUGGUUGAAAAUGAAACCAAGGAGAGUUGGAGAUGGUUUAUACAACUACUAAUGGAGGACAUUGGUCAGGAUAGAAGAUAUGUAUUUAUCUCUGAUCAACAGAAGGGACUUGUGGCUGUAUUUGAAGAAUUGUCUGAUACUAUUGAGCAUAGAUUAUGUCUUAGGCACUUGUAUGCUAAUUUCAAGAAAAGGUUUGGUGGAGGAGCCCUUAUUAGAGAUUUAAUGAUGGGAGCUGCUAAAGCCACAUACUAUCAGGCAUGGGUCCAAAAGAUGAAUGAAUUGAAGAAUGCAGAUCCGAAUGCUUGGACUUGGUUGAUGGCUGUUCCUACCAAAAGCUGGUGUAAGCAUGCCUUUUCUUUUUACCCUAAAUGUGAUACAUUGAUGAAUAAUAUCUCAGAGUCUUUUAAUGCUACCAUUCUAGCUGCUAGGGACAAACCUAUACUCACAAUGUGUGAGUGGAUAAGAAAAUAUCUGAUGAAUAGGUUAUCCACCUCUGCAAGUAAACUAGAAAAUUGGCCACAUAAGGUGAUGCCAAUACCUAGGAGAAGGUUAGAUAAUGAGGUGUUGAAUAGUGGUCAUUGGUUGCCAACAUGGUCAAUUGCUGAGACUUUUCAGGUUACACAUAGUUACAACACACAUGAAUUUAUUGUUGACAUUGCUAAAAGGUCAUGUAGUUGUAAUUUUUGGGAAUUAGUAGGAAUUCCAUGUAGGCAUGCUGUAGCUGCUCUGAGUUAUAGAAAGCAAAACCCUGAUGAAUUUGUUGAUGCUUGUUACACAAGAGAAAAGUUUGCACUAUGUUAUGGAUUUUCAGUAAGUCCAAUCAAUGGUCAAGAUAUGUGGCCAGAAGUUGAGAUGGAACCACCUCUACCACCUGCAUAUAAAAAUGGUCCUGGUAGACCUAAGAAGAUUAGGAUAAGAGAAAGUGGAGAGGAUGGUGCAAGGAAGAGAAGAUCUGGUGUUGCAUAUAAGUGCACCAAAUGUGAUAAUUUUGGUCACAAUGCUAUGACUUGUAAGGCUACCACUCAGGAUCCCAAUGCACUUAAAAGAAAGAGAAAACCUAAAAAAGGACAUGUGCCAACUGCAAAUUCUAUGCCUGCCCCAACUGCAACUGAUAUGCCAACUGCAUCUGAUAUGCCUGCCCCAACUGCAUCUGAUAUGCCUGCCCCAACUGCAACUGAUAUGCCUGUCCCAACUGCAACUGAUAUGCCUGUCCCAACUGCAACUGAUAUGACUGUUCCAACAAAUGUGCCUGUUCCAACUGAUCCACAGCCUCCAACUGAUAUGCCUGUUCCAACUGCAAUGAGUCAAACAGGAUCUAGUGUGGCUGCCUCAAUCACAAAACAAUCCAGAAAAAGGGUUGAAAAAAACCUAUCAUCAAAAGAAGGCAAACUUGUAGUUCUGGACAUGCUUCUUAUGUGUACUAGUGCAGGGCUUGUGCUGUGCAACCAUAGCCACAAUUUCAAUCCCCCUUCAGAGUAUUUUAAAUACAACUGCCCUUCCUUCGAUAUCUAUUAUGACAGAAAGCAGCAUUCCAAUGUUACUAAAGAGAAAGCGCGUAGUUUUUCCUCAUCCUGCUCCCUACUUCAGUUUCCAUCUAAAGACUUGACUGAUACCGAAAACAUCUUAUCAUUUGUAUCUGGUCAGAUGGUUGUUAAAAUAGUAUUAUCUGCUGAUUGUGAAGAGUGCUGCAACCACAAAGGAGGCCAAUGUAGGCCAAUGUAG
Molecule: messenger RNA, 3512 nt
Organism: Lathyrus oleraceus (garden pea)
Lineage: Eukaryota; Viridiplantae; Streptophyta; Magnoliopsida; Fabales; Fabaceae
Exons: 6
Coding region: 129-3512 (1127 amino acids)
Molecular function (GO): zinc ion binding
Source: RefSeq, a predicted model, not a curated record